CGGGCCCGCCCGCACCCGCCGCCGCCACCGCCCCACUCGCGGGCCCGGAGUGGGGCUGUAGAAGCGGAGCUGCUGUCACCGUGCUGGGGCCAGGGUGUGCUUGCCCUGGAGUGAGGCUGUGGCCGUGCUGCGCUGGAUGCUUGACAGGAAAGGCCAAACACUAAUUCAUGCCAUCCCUCAGCUUGCUUUUAAUGCCACUGAUCAGAGUCUGCUGUAAGCUCAGCCACAGGAGAAGAGACCGGCGCUCAGGAGGGGCUGUGAAGACAAGUUUCCAGCUGCUUCUGCCGCUGCAGUUUCUGUGGAGGUCCUGUAUUGUCCAGUCUUCCUGGACCUACCUCUUCUCUCCCAAGAUGCUGAGAAGAGUCCUGUGCACAGUGUUGUUUGUGGGAGCCUUGCCAUCACUGGCUGAAGCAUCCCAGGGCCACAUCUCAGUGGUCUUGCUGGGAGCCACAGGUGAUUUGGCCAAGAAAUAUUUAUGGCAGGGUCUAUUCCAACUCUACCUGGAUCAAGUGAGCAGUGGCCACAGCUUCACCUUCCAUGGGGCUGCACUGAAGGCUCUGGAGCCGGGGCAGAGAUUGAUGUUUGAUGUGCUGAAGAAGCUGUCCUGUCCCCCAGAUGAGUCUCCCAACAGAUGUGCUGUGCUCAAGGACCAGUUCCUUAAGCUGAGCCAAUACCACCAGCUGAAGACUGCCGAGAACUACACUAUGCUGAACAGAGAGAUUGAGACACUGCUUCGCCAGGAGGGGCUGAAGGAGGCUGGAAGGAUCUUCUACUUCUCAGUACCCCCAUUUGCCUACACAGAGAUUGCCCGGCACAUCAACAGCAGCUGCAGACCCCCCCCAGGAGCCUGGUUACGUGUGGUGCUGGAGAAACCUUUUGGUCACGACCUGCAGUCAGCCCAACAGCUGGCGACAGAGCUGACGAGCUUCUUCAGGGAAGAGGAGAUGUACCGGGUGGACCACUACCUUGGCAAGCAGGCUGUAGCCCAUAUCCUGCCUUUUCGAGAUCAGAACCGACAGUUUCUGGAUCCAAUUUGGAACCGACGUCAUGUGGAAAGAGUGGAGGUUGUCUUGAAAGAGACUGUGGAUGCUAAAGGCCGCACCAGCUUCUAUGAGCAGUAUGGAGUCAUCCGGGACGUGCUGCAGAACCACCUCACCGAAGCCCUGAUGUUCCUGACCAUGGAGCUCCCAGCCAACGUGAGCAGGCCUGAAGAGGUUCUGCAGUGCAAGCUGCAGGCCUUCCAGUCCUUGUGGGGCCUGGAGAAAAACAGUGCUGUGUUGGGUCAGUAUCAGGCUUAUGCCAGCCAAGUACAGGAGGAACUGCAGAAGGCCCAAGACUACAUCAGCACAACGCCAACCUUUGCAGGUGUACUGGUUCACAGUGGCAGCCUGCGGUGGGAAGGGGUCCCCUUCCUCCUCACUUCUGGGAAAGCCCUGGAUGAACGGGUGGGUUAUGUCCGGGUUCUCUUCAAGAACCAGGCCUACUGCACUCAGAGCGAGACUCUGCGGGAUGCAGGGCACAGCCAGUGUAAAGCCAAGCAGAUCAUCUUCUACAUUGGGCAUGGUGCCCUCAGCACCCCUGCAGUGCUGGUGAGCAGGAACCUCUUCAGGCCCAUCAUGCCAGAAGGCAGCUGGAGAGAAGAAGUGGGUCGGUCAGACCUGCGCAUCUUUGGACACCCCUUGUCUGAUUACUAUGUGUAUGUGCCUGUGAAGGAGAGAGAUGCGCAUUCUGUGCUCAUCUCCAACAUCUACCACGGCAGGAAGGACUUCUUCAUUACCACUGAGAGCCUGCUGGCCUCUUGGACAUUCUGGACACCGCUGCUGAACAGCAUCUCCAGCCAGCCCCUGCGCCUCUACCCGGGGGGUGCGGAGAACCAGCACCUCUUAGACUUUGAAAUGGUAAGUGGGGAGGUGGCAUUCACUGUGGCAGAGCCAUCGGAACUGCUGAACCCCAUCAGGCUGAUGCCAAGUGAUUUCAGGACCAUCCGGUCCAAGUUUCGGCAAAGCCCCCUGGUCUCAGCAUGGUCUGAGGACCUGAUUUCCCAGCUGGCUUCUGACAUGGAGGAGGCAGCAAGCAGGACUGUGGCACGUGCUGGGCAGUUCCACCUGGCCCUCUCAGGUGGCUCCAGCCCAGUGGUCCUAUUCCAGCGGCUGGCCAGACACCAUUACACCUUCCCAUGGAAGCACACCCACAUCUGGCUGGUGGAUGAACGCUGUGUCCCCCUCACCGACACAGAGUCCAACUUCUUCAGCUUGCACAACCACCUCCUCCAGAGCGUCAGGGUGCCCUACUUCAAUGUCCACCCCAUGCCUGUGCACCUGAACCAGCGUCUCUGUGUGGAAGAGGACAGGGGCACGGAGCUGUAUGCCAAGGAGAUCAUGGCCCUGGUGGCCAAUGCCAGCUUUGACCUGGUGCUGCUGGGGGUGGGCACUGAUGGGCACACUGCCUCGCUCUUCCCCCACUCUGAAGAUGGUUUGGAAGGGGCUCAGACUGUGGUGCUGACUGAAAGCCCUGUCAAACCUCACCAAAGGAUGAGCCUGAGCCUGCCCCUCAUCAACAAGGCCAGGCGGGUGUUUGUGCUGGUCCUGGGGAAGGGUAAGCACGACAUCACCACCCUGCUCAGCAGAGUGGGCCACGAGCCCAGGAAAUGGCCCGCCUCGGGUGUCAGCCCCAGCCCCGGGCAGCUUGUGUGGUAUGUGGAUUAUGAAGCUCUGCUGGGGUGAUGCCUUCACAGUGUCCCUCCUCCCUUGUCUGCGUGGCUUUUCCUACACAAUGUCCAUGUUUUCCUGUUGCCAGCAGCAGCUUCAUCACUGAAGGACUUCUCUAACCCGUGGCCUGCAGUGCCUCUGACAUCUGAGCCAGGAAAGGAGCUCGGCUCAGUGUUCAGAGCUAAGUAGGAGCCAGGAGCCCAAGGCAGCAUUUCUGGCUCUCAUAGGCAUUCUGACUGCGACUUUGGACAGAUUACCUCACCUUAAGUGCCUCAGUUUUCCCUGUCAGGCCUUUGUGGUCAUUAGCAUUAUUUAACUACCUCACAGGCACUACAGGAGACUUGUUAAACUAAGUACCUGCCAAGUUUUAUGGUUAUUGUUUUAAUUCUCAGGCUAAAAGACAGUGAUAACAUGUUUAUCCCUUACCCUGGUCAGUCUGGUCAGGACAGUGUCAUUGUCUCAGUAAAAUGAUGGUUCUGUGCCCACGGGUCUGUAGUCUCAUGUGUGUGCAGCCCAUGUGGGUGUCAGCCAGACAUGGACUAUGACUGGAAGCAGACACCCAUCUGCUUCCGUGGUAUGGAGCCCCUAAAUGGUGACACUGCUCUGUGAGCCCCGUGUGGUCCUGAGUCUUUGCAAAUUGCCCAGCAGCAGAGGCUGAGGUUAUAAGCAGUAAUUUGCUGCUUUCAUUAAGUGCAGAGCUGGUACCAUGGGGAUGGAGAAGGAAGACAUUGCUUUUUAUGCUGUUAGAAUAAUGGGGACAGGGUGAGGAAUGUGGCAUUCCCAGAGCUGUUAUUUGGCUGAAGUGCAGUAAUUGUUGAGGGAAAAGCUUGGUGUUCAGGGUUGUUUGGGCUUAGCUAGCAAAGAAAUGUUUUCUUUAGCUGUCUUUGUCUCAUUCUCUGAAAUGACCUUUUCCCUGUCCUCAGAACUGAGGCUUGCCAUGGCUUAUAAAACUACGAGAGGCGGCUUUAUAAACUAUCCACGUAUCUGUCAGUACAGCACACAUUAACGUAGUUACAGUGUUUGCAGAUGGUGGUGAUGGGGUUUGUACUCAAAGAGACUGAUUUAGAAGGGAGGGAAGUUUGUGCUUAUCCCUUGAGCACACGGAACUAGCAGUUGCAUCUCUGACAGGACAGCAGUACGUGGUUAUAGAUAUGUGUAGUCCUGUUGCUCACAGCAGGGGUUGGAGACAUCCAGUCCUACCUAGAGACCUCAUUCUCCCUAAUUUUCACCUUCCCAGGAUGCUGGCCCUGCUUCCACAGAGAAGUAGCUCUGUGUGUGUGUGUGUGUGUGUGACCCAAGGCCUGAGGGCUCUGCAGGGACCCCAAUUCUGACAGGAGAUGGCGCCUGGACCUCCAGAAUCAGAAUUGCCUCUGCUGGCUGCACAGGUAAGUGCGCUGCACAAGCUCUAGAGAGCCUGGUGCUUGCAGCACUGCCUCAGCCCACAGAGCCAGGGAGAACAUAACCAGGCAGAAGACCUUGGAAAAGGCCAAAUUCUCAGGGAAUGGCUGUGAUUCCUGGCAUACACCCCCUACACCUUGCAGAUGGUCCAGAAAAGCUGCAGUUUACAUGUAUUUGACUAAGCUGAGUUGCACUGAUGCGCAUCGCGUUGCUAUAGCAUGGGAAGGAAGGGGAGCUGUGGUGGAGUAGCUUUCUCAAGAGUUCAAAGGCAGAAGAGACACAAGUGCCUUUAACUGGUCUGUUUUGGCAACUGGGAUGGCUGGUUAUCCAUCUCUUGUGGGUGUUCAUGAAUAAGCGCUCCUGCCUGUUUCAUGGUUACAGGCAGCCUCAACUACAAGCACAAACAACAAGGGGUGAAAGUAAAUGCCAGGGGAAGAGAGUAGCCUAAAAAAGCAGGAGGAGGGAGAGCGUCUUGCUGCAGGACUGGCUUGUCAAGUGGCUAUGCUGACAGUGGAGGCUGCAGUAAGAGCGUACACCUAGGAGUUAACUCUCUUCCUAGAUGAGUGCUGGCAAACACUGGCUCCAGAAUAUAACAGAGUGGCUGAAACAGCCAUGCAGAGGAAGAUGUUUUAGGUCUGGUAUGUCCAUAAACUCAAACAUUAUUUUUCAUGUUUGAAACAAAACCUGCCAUGUUAAUAACUUCAUUCCAGUUCAUUUGGUGCGAAGGAACAAGUUUUAGUAGAAAAUUGGCCUAUGUAAGAAUAAAUAUCUUGUGAUGAA
Messenger RNA from Melopsittacus undulatus (budgerigar), 4886 nucleotides. RefSeq names its product hexose-6-phosphate dehydrogenase/glucose 1-dehydrogenase (gene H6PD). Gene Ontology annotation, molecular function: glucose-6-phosphate dehydrogenase activity; 6-phosphogluconolactonase activity; NADP binding. The record is from RefSeq and is a predicted model, not a curated record. Gene Ontology annotation, biological process: glucose metabolic process; pentose-phosphate shunt; pentose-phosphate shunt, oxidative branch. Lineage: Eukaryota; Metazoa; Chordata; Aves; Psittaciformes; Psittaculidae. The transcript is spliced from 7 exons. Gene Ontology annotation, cellular component: endoplasmic reticulum. Bases 168 to 2723 code for a protein of 851 amino acids.